AUGUCGCACUCCUGUUCGAGCAAAAAGAAACUUCAUAUGAAGCUCCAAGAGCUGGGGUCAUUCUCCAAUCCAAAGCAAUGUUUGGAACAGUAUCCAACCUCUGCCCACGUAGCCAGUAAUAUUUUAAUUGUCUUAAUGCCAUGCAUAGGUGACAUUUUGUUCGAUAUCCAAACCCGCUACGAUGCACUCGAAGGUAAGGUCGUAGGGGAUCUUGGAUGCGGCCCUGGCAUUUUGGCCAUGGGAGCCCAUUUGCUAGGGGCUAGCUUCGUGAUCGGUUUUGACAUUGACGAAGACGCCAUUACCGAUUUCCAAGGAAAUUUGGAGGAUAAUUUCCUCCCUGAAUCGGGUAACACCAUGAGUCUAGUCCUUUGCGAUGUAACUAUGUUGUCUCCACCAAAGAUCAAACCAUUUGACACCAUUAUCACUAAUCCACCAUUUGGGACAUCAGACCAGUCGAAAGGCAUUGAUGUUAAGUUCCUCAAAGUUGCUCUAAGUAUGACUAGAGAGCACGUCUACUCUCUACACAAGACAACGACUAGGGAGCACAUUGUGAAAACCGUCAAAGACUUCGGUGCUAACUGUGAUGUCAUCGCAGAACUGCGUUUUGAUAUCCCGAAGUUGUAUAAGAAACAUAGGCAGGCAUCUAAGGACAUUGCUGUCGAUCUUGUUCACUCCUGGUUUGAGGAAGGUACAGCAUGA
This is a messenger RNA of Hydatigera taeniaeformis, 699 nucleotides long. The record is from the annotation of a GenBank genome assembly. NCBI's taxonomy places the organism in Eukaryota, Metazoa, Platyhelminthes, Cestoda, Cyclophyllidea, Taeniidae.